AUGGCCAAAGCAACCAAAGCAAAGGCUCGUCCCAUUUCUGCUCGCUCUCGCGCCGCCCGCCGUGAAGCAUCACCAGGAAUUGACCUCGACAAGUCCAUCACUUCAGAAAAGACCACAAAAGAAUCCACCGACUACUACCCUGGAGCGCACGAUGCUGGAAUUUCAAAAAAGAAAAAGCAAAAGCCUAUGAGCCGCGCCCAGCGCAUGCGUAAAGAGAAGGGUUUAGAGCGCGCCGAAAUGAACAUGGAUGUUCUGCACACAAAGAAGGCCAAGAGUUUUGUCAGAGCGAGAAGAAUCGACGACCGUAGAGUGAACUGGGACAACAUCAACGAUAAGAACAAUCGCUUCGUUCAGCCCAAGGCCGCCAAGGGUUCGAAAGCUGUCGAUAUGGAUGCCAACUCUAGCGAUGAAGAACACCCUGGCAGGCCGUCUGUCUUCGCUAUGCCUGGUGAUGAAUGGGAAGACGAGGAUGAGCAAGUAGAGCAGAACAUGAAUGCACCCAAUGCUGCCGAUCCUGUCAACAAUGCUGCCAACAACGACGACGACGACGACGAUGAGAUCCUGUAG
This is a messenger RNA of Aureobasidium melanogenum CBS 110374, 567 nucleotides long. RefSeq lists its product as uncharacterized. NCBI's taxonomy places the organism in Eukaryota, Fungi, Ascomycota, Dothideomycetes, Dothideales, Saccotheciaceae. The record is from RefSeq and is a predicted model, not a curated record. The transcript has 3 exons. Gene Ontology annotation, biological process: ribosomal large subunit export from nucleus. Bases 1 to 567 code for a protein of 188 amino acids. Gene Ontology annotation, cellular component: preribosome, large subunit precursor; nucleolus.